UUAGAAUAUAUGAAAUUAAAUACAUAUAUUUAAAAAAAAAAAUAUAAAAAUCAUCGUCGUGUAAUUUUUAGCACGAGGCGUUGACGUCACAUGACACCAGGAAGUAGCCCAGCACCAAUCGUCAGUACCACCGCUGCGAAGUUCUCCAUCAUGGCCUACCAGGCUGGCAUCCCAGAGGAGCCCAAUGCUCUGGUUCAAAACAUUAGCUCCAACAUCCAGAGGCUCAGCCUGCUGACCUCCGAGCUGCAGAGGGCGCUGUCGCUGCUGGGAACGGCUCAGGACAGCGACCAGCUGCAGCAGACGCUGCAGCAGAACCAGCAACAAGGAAACCAGCUGGCCAAGGACACCGACCGACUCAUCAAGGCGUUCAGCGUGCUUCCCGCGGGCGCUGACCAGCGGCAGAGAAAGAUCCAAAAAGAGCGUUUGCUCAAUGACUUCUCGGCGGCGUUGAGCACCUUCCAGAAGACGCAGCGGGAGGCGGCCGACAAAGAACGAGAGUUCGUGGCCCGAGUCAGAGCCAGCUCCCGGGUGUCGGGUGGCCAGCCUGAUGCUCAUCAUGGAAAUGUCAACCCUUUCCUAACAAGUGACGUGCAGGUGCAGGAUCAGGCCGAAGCGGUCAGCGAGGCCGAUCUCCGGUUGAUCCGGGAGAGAGAGUCGGCCAUCAGGCAGCUGGAGUCGGACAUCACAGACAUCAACGACAUCUUCAAGGACCUGGGGGUGAUGGUGCACGAGCAGGGCGACAUGAUCGAUAGUAUCGAGGCAAACGUGGAGAGUGCAGAUGUGAAUGUCCAGAGUGCCACGCAGCAGCUGGCGCGUGCCGCCGACUAUCAGCGGAGCUCCCGGAAGAAGAUCUGCAUCCUGAUUAUAGUGUUGGUCGUCGUCGCCGUGGUCGUCGGACUCAUCAUCUGGGGCGCCGCCCGGCAGUGAGGCCUCCUCGGCCCGGUCCCCACACCGACUCCUGCUGCCGGGAAAUGUUAAAAGCUCAACGGCCACUUCAUUGGGUACACACACGCCAUCUGGUGAGAGUUAGUACGAUAAGAGCUGGAGUAAACAUUUCUGUUGAAGGUUUGAACUGGAGUGGCACCAGACCUCCGCUAAAGCCAAACGAACAUAAACAUGACAAUGGUGUUCCACCCUCGGCCUGUAAGUGGCAGAAAUGAGCAAUGCCACACACAACAAGCAAGCAGAUUGUAACGACAAAAAGCGUGUGUACUUAUACAAGUGUAGUUUUGGUAUAGGUGCAUCUCAAUGAAUAAAAGUAAACAAUAUUUAAAUGUAGUAUAUAUUUUAUGUUUUAGAAUUUUGAUUAUAACUUGCAGCUAACACAAAUUCUAAAUUUAUGAUCUCAAGAAAUUACAAUAUUACAAUCAACAAAAUGAUUUUAAUGUAGAAAUUCGGUACUAAUUGGCCUUCUGCCAAAUAUUUCCCUUUGUUUAAUAAAUGAUUUUACUUUUUGAAUUACUGAAAUAAUUGACCUUUUCUGCCAUAUUCGUGAUAUGUAGUGUGAUGCGUAUAUAUAUAUAUAUAUAUAUAUAUAUAUAUAUAUAAUGUUUUGCGGGGUUGGAUAACUAUCAAACGGCUAUCGUUAUGGUAACCAAAAUACAAGCAACAACUCAAAUGACAAUCUCAAUAAUGCACAUUUUGUUGAAUAAAUACCUCACUGACGGUGUCAAUCAACGCAGAGCAUUAUUGUCAUCUGUGUAAAGACAGGGUUUUGGAUGAGGCUGUUGUAUUUGAGCUUGUUGAGAUUGCGGAAGUUUGCCUAAUGUUGUCGCCAGCCAUUCUCCAUGUUGGAAAGUCCUCACAGUUGAUGCAGUUAUUCCACCAUUUAGCCAAACUUGGCUAUUUACAAAGCACUGUUCUAUGUAUGAACCUAUUUUGAAAAUUUAGCAUUGCAUGUGCUUUUAAGCUAAAAUGGCUUUUGAAACCCUAUUUUGAGUAGUUGUUAAAGAGACACUUAACAGGAAUUCCUGUUAAGUGUCUAUCUCAACAAUACUACUUUACUUUUUCUUGUUGAUAUGAAGGAAGCUAAAAGCAGUUAGCCAUUAAAGUACAGUAAGUAAACGAAGCAAGCAAACAGAUUAAAAUGCGUGUGGUAUUUUUGUAAAUGACUGAUGUUCUGCGUCCUAUGUGCUUAUUUUAAUAAAUGAACCCUAUCACAGCGAUA
Molecule: messenger RNA, 2167 nt
Organism: Phyllopteryx taeniolatus (common seadragon)
Lineage: Eukaryota; Metazoa; Chordata; Actinopteri; Syngnathiformes; Syngnathidae
Gene: stx7l
Product: syntaxin 7-like
Exons: 10
Coding region: 91-927 (278 amino acids)
Biological process (GO): vesicle-mediated transport; intracellular protein transport; vesicle fusion
Cellular component (GO): SNARE complex; synaptic vesicle; membrane
Molecular function (GO): SNARE binding; SNAP receptor activity
Source: RefSeq, a predicted model, not a curated record